AUGUCGUCUUCAAUUCACCCAGCCCUUGCUCACCCCGCGGACCUCCCGCUCCCGUCGCCUCAACGGCGCUGCAACGGGGAAGGAAUUAAUACCUACGCUCCCGCCAAUCCCGACACCGCCGACAGUUACAAUGUCACGAUCGGACUAAGGCCUUCGCCGACGGACAACGAGGACCCAACCUCCGCGGACCAUUCACUUCCCGACGUAACGCCGGCGACGCCGGUAUCAUCGACAGUCCGGCACGGUGAUGUCCUCGUUGAGUCUCAACCCGCUCUCCCAGUAGUAAAUAGCCUGGUGGCCCAGGACCCCGAGCCUCCGCAGCCCAGCACUCUACCCCACGGUCAUCGCAAGAACGCUCUCUCCGUUGAGUCGGUCCCGCGACAGACGCUUAUGAAAGCAUUGGCCUCUGUGGCGCGCAACAACAAGCCCCAAGCCCUUUCACUCAACGGCAUGUUAUCCGCACAUAGCGCCCCGAAGAGCGGCGAAAAUCGACCGUCGUCCGCUUGCUCUCAGCAGCUUUGCGACGCUCUGUACGGGCUGGCGCAGGCUCAAAACCCCCGCCCGACUGUCACCAUGACGCCCACCGCCGCCUUCCCUUCCCUGCAGUCGCCCUGCUUCUACCAUACCCGUUUCGAUGACGCCGUCGACAUUGACAAGGUACUCGAGGAAAUCAAGAACGACGAGUGGAUGUCGCAUUCACGGCUGGUGCAGACGGCCACGGGCGUCCGUGAGGUGUCCAAGCAGCUCCAGCGCCGGCCCAUCCGGCGCGCCGUCAAGAACGUCAUGAUUGUCACCAAGGCUCGUGAUAAUCAGCUGGUUCUACUCACCCGCGAGCUGGCCCUGUGGCUGCUGCAAACCCCGCGCUAUGGCUCCGACGUCGGCGUCAAUGUUUACGUAGAUGCCAAGCUGCGCCAUUCGAAACGGUUCAAUGCUCGGGGAAUCACUGAUGAGGAUCCCCGAUUCCACGACAUGCUUAGGUACUGGACGCCGGACCUGUGCUGGAGCCAGCCGGAAAAGUUUGAUUUAGUACUUACGCUCGGCGGUGACGGGACUGUUCUCUUCACGUCGUGGCUGUUCCAGCGAAUUGUGCCGCCCGUGCUGUCCUUCAGCCUGGGCAGCCUCGGCUUCCUGACCAGUUUCGAGUUUGAGCGGUACAAGGACCACCUGAACCGCGUCAUGGGCGACGAGGGUAUGCGUGUCAAUCUUCGGAUGCGCUUCACUUGUACCGUGUAUCGCAACGGUCCCGGAGACGAGAUGGAGGAAGGUGAACAGUUCGAGGUUCUCAACGAGCUCGUCAUUGACCGCGGGCCGUCGCCGUACGUCUCCAACCUGGAGCUGUACGGUGACAAUGAGCUGUUGACUGUGGUCCAAGCGGAUGGCUGUAUCUUUUCAACUCCGACUGGUUCCACUGCCUACUCCCUCUCGGCCGGCGGCUCCCUUGUCCACCCGGACAUUCCCGCCAUCCUUCUCACCCCAAUCUGCCCGCACACGCUAUCCUUCCGGCCCAUGGUCCUCUCAGACACGAUGCUCCUGCGCGUCUCGGUGCCGCGCAAUAGCCGGGCCACGGCCUACUGCGCCUUUGACGGGAAGGGCCGCGUCGAGCUCAAACAGGGCGACCAUGUCACCAUCACAGCGUCGCAGUACCCCUUCCCCACGGUCGUGCGCACCGACACCGAGUGGUUCGACAGCGUUUCCCGCACGCUCAGGUGGAACGUUCGCGCCGCCACGCAAAAGGCGUUUGACACGGGCAGCACCAAGGGCUCAUCGGCGUCGCUGACCAGCGAAUACGGCAAUCAAGACGACGACGAGGGGUGGGAUAUCGAUACCGAUUCCGCCUGCUAUGCGAGUGAGGAGAGCAGUAGCGCUGCAAGUCCUCUCAGGCGGCAGAUGAGCUUGUUGGGGAUGUAG
This is a messenger RNA of Canariomyces notabilis, 1908 nucleotides long. Its product is annotated as ATP-NAD kinase. The transcript has 2 exons. Gene Ontology annotation, molecular function: NAD+ kinase activity. Gene Ontology annotation, biological process: NADP+ biosynthetic process; NAD+ metabolic process. Bases 1 to 1908 code for a protein of 635 amino acids. NCBI's taxonomy places the organism in Eukaryota, Fungi, Ascomycota, Sordariomycetes, Sordariales, Chaetomiaceae. The record is from RefSeq and is a predicted model, not a curated record.